This is a messenger RNA of Salvelinus fontinalis (brook trout), 537 nucleotides long. RefSeq lists its product as uncharacterized. The record is from RefSeq and is a predicted model, not a curated record. NCBI's taxonomy places the organism in Eukaryota, Metazoa, Chordata, Actinopteri, Salmoniformes, Salmonidae. The transcript has a single exon. The annotation marks the transcript as partial.
GUUCUACAGGACCCAGGUGUGGACCGCCCCAGGUUCUACAGGACCCAGGUGUGGACCGCCCCAGGUUCUACAGGACCCAGGUGUGGACCGCCCCAGGUUCUACAGGACCCAGGUGUGGACCGCCCCAGGUUCUACAGGACCCAGGUGUGGACCGCCCCAGGUUCUACAGGACCCAGGUGUGGACCGCCCCAGGUUCUACAGGACCCAGGUGUGGACCGCCCCAGGUUCUACAGGACCCAGGUGUGGACCGCCCCAGGUUCUACAGGACCCAGGUGUGGACCGCCCCAGGUUCUACAGGACCCAGGUGUGGACCGCCCCAGGUUCUACAGGACCCAGGUGUGGACCGCCCCAGGUUCUACAGGACCCAGGUGUGGACCGCCCCAGGUUCUACAGGACCCAGGUGUGGACCGCCCCAGGUUCUACAGGACCCAGGUGUGGACCGCCCCAGGUUCUACAGGACCCAGGUGUGGACCGCCCCAGGUUCUACAGGACCCAGGUGUGGACCGCCCCAGGUUCUACAGGACCCAGGUGUGGUGA